Molecule: messenger RNA, 3074 nt
Organism: Ictalurus punctatus (channel catfish)
Lineage: Eukaryota; Metazoa; Chordata; Actinopteri; Siluriformes; Ictaluridae
Gene: tafa4b
Product: TAFA chemokine like family member 4b
Exons: 6
Coding region: 730-1140 (136 amino acids)
Molecular function (GO): receptor ligand activity
Source: RefSeq, a predicted model, not a curated record
CGGGGAGGGGAGUGCGGGGUGUAGAGCGCGAGCGCGGGGUGUAGAGCGCGAGAGCGAGGCGCACGUGCGCGGAGAGGGCUUCACUCGGCGGAGUUCGCAAAAAUUCAAAUCCAGUUCGAAUCGAUCGCGAGACGCAGCGCUGCUCACCAACGGACCUCCUCGCGCGCGACCCACACAGCACGAGGCGACCGUUGAAGACUCACGGACGCGACUGGAGACGUUUCGAGGGUCGUCUUCUCCCCAGUUAUUUAUUAUUAUUCAUAUUUUUUUUCCAUUUUUUAAAAAAUGUUCUGAACGGAUUUAACUUCUUCGCUUCUCCCUUUUUUUGGUAAACGGAGACAUUAGUUUUUCAACGUAACGUUUUUUUUUUUAAGGCGUUUUAUCUUCAGUCUGUUUCCUGUUUUCUCCUGUGGUGAAAGGAAGAAAACAAUAAUAAUAAUAAAAAAAAUUAAACACAGAGCGCGUGACCAUCACCACCGCCGCCUCUUUUCCCUUCUCGCGCACAAUUCUGGCCGCGAUGGACCGGCGGCCCCCGCAGUUAAUCCGGAGCGGAGGAGAAAGUGCGCGAGCUCACCGGAAACGGGCGAGGAUGCACCUGAUCCACUAGACAGGACGGUCUGGUGUAGUGAGAGGAGCUCAUCGGCGAGUUGGAGUUGAUCUGGAGAUCUGGAGUGAGAGAAUUAUCACUGUGUGAGACCGCAGCACCACAUCCAUCUGUACAGAAAACAGAUGAUGGAAAUGAGGUGGAAGUCUACAUGGCUCCUGCAGCUCAUCCUCCUGGUCAUCGUAGUGAUGUUGUCAUGCCGACCGGCGUGCGGUGGUACCCGGACUCUAAGGGCAAGCACAGGUCAGUACCAGGUAAAGCAGGGUACGUGCGAGGUCGUGGCGCUCCAUCGCUGCUGCAAUAAGAACCGGAUCGAGGAGCGCUCACAGACCGUCAAGUGUUCCUGUUUCCCGGGACAGGUUGCUGGAACGACCCGCGCUCAGCCGUCCUGCGUGGAAGCUUCCAUCGUCCUGCAGAAAUGGUGGUGUCAGAUGCACCCGUGUCUGGAUGGGGAGGAGUGUAAGGUUCUGCCGGACCUCACAGGAUGGUCCUGCAGCACGGGCAACAAAGUCAAAACCACCAAGGUCACGCGAUAGCGAGAACACGGCUGCCCCAAACGGCUCCAGGAGACCUAAGACUCUUUAACACGGAUUCCUAUUCUGGCAAAAGUAGCCCGAUUACACCGGAUACCACCCAGACUGGGAAUUUAGCACACUACGGAUGGAUGGAUGGACGGAUAGAUGGAUGGAUGGAUAUACCAUGUUAUAAACUCACAGCGAUGAAAAGACAUGAUGAUGGACCAGAUCUAUUUAUAUAUAUAUAUAUAUAAAAACGUGAUGGAGGAUGUGGGCGGAGACUUCUCUAACUUGAACUCCUACAGGAACAUAGCGGAGUUGCUUUUUUGGGGGGACUAUACGGAUACUUGGCAAGUGUGUGUGUGUGUGUGUAAAUGCAUAAAGCCGUGUGUUUCUGCAUGUAUAUAUGUGCAGACAUGCACUUGUGUGCAUAUAUAUGUGCUUUGUGUGUGUGUGUGUGUGUGUGUGUGUGUGUUUGUGAGCAAGCCAAGAAAAUCUCCACGGUUCAAAGCGGCGAGCUCAUAUCCACGCGAGACCACGGCGAGCACGUCAAUCACAGAGAUCUUUUCAGACUUCUAAUUAGAGUUACUAAAUAGGAUCAUAACAAUAACAAUGUAAGAUAUUAGCACUCGUUGGAAAUCAUUUUUUUCCGAGAAUAAUUUUGUUUUUCGUCCAGAUAGUUCCUUAUCGUCAUGCCACACGGGGUCCCGAGGGGAAACGUCACGCAACGCAAGUCGCUCUCGGUCGGACGCUGAUACGACACAAAGACUUCUGUGAUGGAAAAAAAAAGAUCAUUAAUGUAAUUUAACCCAUCGUUUUUUUUUUCUUUUUUUGGGGACAUUUAAAACGCUCACAGAUGAUGAUUAUCGUAGAAACAUACAAACUAUACGUGUACCCUUCAAACUCCUCCCCCUUUGCGAUGCUGUUUUCUUUAUUUAUAGAGAGGCUCAUAGCGCUUUUCGACCGAACGGCGUAGCACGACGCGGCUCGGACAGAUCCGAAGUACGUAGCACAAAUUAUUAUUAUUAUUAUUAUUUUUUUUACAUUAAAAAAAAAAAAAAUUGAACUAGAUAUCUCUCAUUUUAUGCUAUCACGUGACUUUAAAACAGGCCAAACCCUUUAGUAUGAGACACAGCGAAUGCUUUCAAACGUGGACGAGGGCGCCGAUACUUUUAAAAAGCAUGUGCGGCAAGUUUAUCGGACGAUUUUCAAAACGCAGUAAAAACACGGUGCGUUUCUAUGGCUGAAUCCGAAACGGUGUACAUGUAGGGCACUACGUAGGCAACCAGUUCAGCUCCGUUAUGUUGUACCCUAUGUAGUGUGACGACGGGAAGCCAUUUUGGAUUGUGGAUGACUCCAAACUGGACGAUUUAAAUUCAUUUGUAGCUCCACCCGUACGUCCCGGCUCGGCUCUCGUGGCACCCGGGCGAGACGGGUAACCAGAUCCCGAAACGGCGGCAGACGUUGAGACGACGUUAACGGUGUGAUUUUUGGUUAAUUUGCCGAGCCAAGCUGUCCAGCACACUGUUCGGUGGAAAAGCGCUAAAACAUCCAUGUUGCACGGUUUUAACUCGAAAUGAUCGCAGUGCCAUCUUUCAAAACAUACAACACUUGACGGAGCAGUUUGUUCUUUCUGGAGUGACCGUCACAAACAUGGACGGACACGUCAUCCAUUUAUACACCUUUUCAUUUGACGAAAAAAAAAAGAAGAGUAAAGCUGAGACAAGUCGCUGGACUGAGAGUUAUUUCCGGGUGAGAAAAAAAAAAAAGCCCUAGAUUGUAACGAAACCCACUGCAUGACAACAUUGAAAAUCAUAGUUUUUUAAUGUAGCUUUGAAAUGAUAUGAUUAUAAUACUAGAACACUUUUAAACCUAACAGCAGGAUUGAAGUGUUUGGAAAAACCAUAACGUGUGCCCAAUACUGCAUUAUAAUAAACGUUCCACUUUAAACACGG